UGAUGUUUGGUGAAUUGGUGGUGAGAGCUCUCGACCGUACCUUCCAACUAGAAUAAGAGCUGGUUUACUCCGUGCUGCUGUCGUCACUGCAAAUUUCUUGCCUCGCCCCUUCCUUAUUUGCUUCUCAAUUUCGUCAAUGACGUGGCCUGAGAGGGUUGUCUGCCCCGCCAUCCCCUCCUUUUCGCAAUUCUCAGGCUCCCUCCGAUCUUGUUCCCCGCCCUCCUUCGUUUCCCUCUCUCUUCUCAGUCGCGCCUCGCCUCAUCUCUCCGGUGAUCUACUCCCAACUUGCGCACCCCCUAGCCCGAGCUUCUCAACCGACCCUUGCGAUCAUCAGGAGAAGCGUUCCAAGAAAGGAACACUCCCCGAUGACGCAUUGGAAGCCGUCAAGAACACCUUUUCGACUCUCGAUAAAGCUAUCGAAGGCGUCAAAGAGGCACACACUGCUCUCUCUACUCCCUCUGCUCCCCGUCAAAGGGCAUCACCAAGUGAGCCUGAUGAGUUUAUUCCCUUGUCUGAUUCCCCGGCUGCAAAUAAUCAAGCGAUUAUUAUCAUUCGACAACGAAGACGAAACCAUACGGAGCAGUCCCCGACACAUUCUCACCCCCCUCCCCCGACCCCUCCCCAUACCUUCUUGCCUCCCUCCCACGAGCUCUCCGACCCCGAAGAUCAGGAGCGUGCGGCGCUCCUUGAUGCCAGCCACGCUCCCUCCCACGCUCCCACCAACCUCACCGCGACGGCAGCCAGCCUGCGAGCAGAUGGAUCUCCCGAGCCCAGCGGCGACACACGGAUCCCUCUUUGGCAGAACGAAACCCGCGCCUUCAAAGGCGAAUUCGCCUACCCGAGGAAAAGUCGCGGGCUAGCCACUCGGCUUGCCAGAGAAGCGCAAAGAGCCGAGUUGAUGGUAGAUGGCAAGCCCCAGUUCAACCUGUUCGUGGAUGGGUCAUACAAACAAAACCACGACAACAGAGGAGCGCCAGAACAUCGACGAUUCGGUCGUGGCGGGUACGGCGUCGUCUUUCGGAACCCGUAUCAUGGAAAAGGACUCGCCGAGUGCGACCAUAACCACGACGACGAAGCUCAAUACUGCACCAAGGUGCCCCAAGAUAGCUUGAGCACGAAAGACUUCAACAUCCGCUCCUGGCGCUCCCAUCGCGUCCUAUCCAGUCUCCACGCCGAGCUGGCCGCUAUCUCGCAAGGCAUGGAGACCGUCAUCAGCUUGCACAAGAGACACCACCCCCUUUCCGCCUCCGUCACCAUCUUCACCGACAGCAAGACCGCCAUGAAUCGGCUGUCUAGACGCCUACGCUCAGACGCCGCAGACGGAGAAGCUAUCAUAACUGAGACGGAGCCCAUAACCACAACCGACGCGCUCACGAUGCCGCUUGUGCGCGCCAUCGUCUGGCAGUCGCACUUCCUCUCCGAGCGCGGGUGCGAGAUCAAGCUGCAGUGGCUGAAGCGAUGCACCGUGCUAGCCCACAAGUUGGCGGACGACGUAGCGGGAUGGUGGCGGAAGGAGCACGCCGUGUUUUACCAGAGGGAUAGGCCGCUUUGGCGGAGAGACGGGAUUCUCGACGCUUUACACCAUGAGGCGCUCGUCAAGGUAAUCGAAAGGAUCGAGGCCGAAGCGCUGCUGCGUCCUCCUCUUGUGUCUGCGUCUCAGCGAAGGAAACAAGCCAAACGAGAGCGACAGGAGCGGGAAAGAGAGCGGGAGCGAGAGUCCCGUUCUCAAGACAUGCUGCUGGAGAAUUUCUCUGGUUCGGCGAUGCAGACAAGGAUGAACAGCGAUCCGUUGCUCAAAAUGCCGCCUAUUUGGGAACGCAACGCUGCGUUUAGCAUGGUAAACGAGGACAUGGCUAAGAUCUUGAAGGGCAGUCCGUUCGAGAAUGAG
Messenger RNA from Neurospora tetraspora, 1888 nucleotides. RefSeq lists its product as uncharacterized. The annotation marks the transcript as partial. Gene Ontology annotation, molecular function: nucleic acid binding. The transcript has 4 exons. NCBI's taxonomy places the organism in Eukaryota, Fungi, Ascomycota, Sordariomycetes, Sordariales, Sordariaceae. The record is from RefSeq and is a predicted model, not a curated record.